UCGCAACUCUUCACCCUCACGUACAGCGGCGAGGGACAGUGCGAGGCUGCACAACUAAAAUAUAAUUGGCACCCAACUUUAAUACCGAAUCCGCGAGACAAAAAUAUAAAACAACAACAUGAACAAAUGCGAUAUUACGAAGAAGAAGUUCCGGGAGAGCAGCACACGGCUGCAGCAAGAAAGACGAGCGGCGAGGCUAAUACCGGCGAGACCAGCAGGGGCGGGCAUACAGAUCAGGACAGCACCGACUCGCCUCAGACCACCCAUGUGCAGGCUAGCUCUGCUACAAAGAGAAGAGCCGUCGCAACCAGAGGGUCAACAGACAGCCCGACCGCCAGCAAGAACGGCCAUGGCGACCGCUAGAGGCGAACGGAUCCGGAUCGCCCAUGUUCCCCGCAGCCCCCUUGAGGCAGUGGCCGAUAGGAAUGUUCAGGAGCAACAGGUAGAACGGGCAAGGACACCGUCGCCAGACCGGGACAUCCUGGAGCUGCACCCGAAGGACACGGAGGCGCAAGCGGCGGAGGCACAGGCAGAGGGAACGGCAGCAGGCCAUGAGACGGAGGCACGCCCAGACUCACAAGCACCACAAGCGGAGUUGUUCAUGAACGAGAUGGGGUGGAUCUUACCAAGGGAUGCAACGAUGUCGGCCAGGGCGGUCGACGAAAUUAAAGAAAGGUGGAACAGAAGGAGAAAGGGAAAGCAGCAGAGCAUAUUGGUAAAAGACGAGCGAAAGACGUGGAAGGUUAUUUUUGGAAGGGGAACCCGAAUUACUAUAAGACACUUCGUGCCUUCUCAAGAGGGGGGGAGGUGUGACGCUCAGGAGCGCACAGAAUAAACAUAAUAUAUAAGAAUAAACAAAUAAUAAACAUAAGCAGAGGUAAUAGAUUAAGAUAGUAGUAAAAUGCAAGAAGCAAGAAGUUAAGUAGGCAAGAAGCCGAAAUAAAUAUAAGUUAAAACGGAAA
This is a messenger RNA of Drosophila elegans, 962 nucleotides long. RefSeq lists its product as uncharacterized. NCBI's taxonomy places the organism in Eukaryota, Metazoa, Arthropoda, Insecta, Diptera, Drosophilidae. The record is from RefSeq and is a predicted model, not a curated record. Bases 119 to 835 code for a protein of 238 amino acids. The transcript has 2 exons.